Messenger RNA from Epinephelus fuscoguttatus (brown-marbled grouper), 3935 nucleotides. It is a transcript of the gene slc25a15b, whose product is annotated as solute carrier family 25 member 15b. Gene Ontology annotation, biological process: mitochondrial L-ornithine transmembrane transport. The transcript is spliced from 7 exons. Bases 322 to 1230 code for a protein of 302 amino acids. The record is from RefSeq and is a predicted model, not a curated record. Gene Ontology annotation, molecular function: L-ornithine transmembrane transporter activity. Lineage: Eukaryota; Metazoa; Chordata; Actinopteri; Perciformes; Serranidae.
AACCUCUAGCUUCUCCUCCUCUCCAUUAUCACUGAUGGACGACCCAUUCAUACUCUGCGCUGAGUGACCACGGGGCUGCACAUAUGAAAUAACAAGAAUAACUCGAGUGUUUGAUCUGGUGGCGAGAGUUAGUGGGUAAUAUGCUGUCACCCGUGGACGAUGCUAGUGUCGGACAGCAGCUCACUCGGUCAGCGUUUCUCAUAUGUUACACACAGACUCUAACGUUAACCUCACCACUUUGAUGCCCCGAGUUCAACACGUCGCUCUCCUGUAAGGUAGCUGAGAGAAAGAGACAUCUCUUCUUACAACUGCUUGGACGUCAUGGCUCCACACCCGGUGGUCCAGGCCGUCAUUGACCUCUCUGCGGGAGCCAUAGGGGGAGCAGCAUGUGUCUUCAGUGGGCAGCCUCUAGACACCGCAAAGGUCAAGAUGCAGACCUUUCCUACGAUGUACCGGGGUUUCAUCCACUGCAUAACGUCCACCUACAAACAAGUGGGCAUGCGUGGUCUCUACCAGGGCACCACGCCGGCGCUGAUGGCCAAUAUUGCAGAGAACUCCGUGCUCUUCAUGAGCUACGGCUUCUGCCAGCAGCUCAUCCGCAUCACGGCUGGACUGCACAGUGAGGCUGUGCUGAGUGACAUGCAGAAAGCCUGUGCUGGCUCUGUAGCAUCCAUCUUCUCCUCGCUAGUACUCUGUCCGACUGAGCUUGUCAAGUGUCGGCUGCAAGCCAUGUACGAAAUGGAGGCAUCAGGCAAGAUUACGAAGAGCCAGAACACAGUGUGGUCUGUGGUGAAAUCCAUCAUGAGGAACGAGGGACCGCAGGGCUUCUUCCAGGGCCUCACCACCACCAUAGCCAGAGAAGUCCCCGGAUACUUCUGCUUCUUCGGCGCCUACGAGCUCUCCCGCACCACCUUUGCAAACUACAUGAAGUGUGACAAAGACGACAUAGGUGUUGCUCCAAUCGUGUUCAGCGGUGGUUUCGGGGGGGCAUGCCUGUGGCUGGUGGUCUAUCCCAUGGACUGCGUCAAGUCUCGUAUCCAAGUCAUGUCUAUGCUGGGCAAACAGGCCGGGUUUUUCAAAACCUUCAUGGCCAUCGCUCGUGCUGAAGGUGUGAGGGCACUCUACUCUGGCCUUACCCCCACCAUGGUGCGCACCUUCCCUGCUAACGGAGCGCUGUUCCUGGGUUAUGAAGCCAGCCGGAAGCUCAUGAUGAAGCAGUUUGACAGCUAAAAUAUGCAUAGCAGAUGCAUACAAAAUAUGCAAAGUACAAAUGAAGGAACGGUGAACAGGAAAUGAAGUAUGACAGCCAUAUAACCUCAUCAAGACUCCAGUUGAAACGUUGAAGCUCAUUAUGUGCAGGACCUGGUUUUUGCCACUUCCUGCUUUUGUUUAGAUAACCUAAAAACUGCUACACUCCAUCUCUUUUAAACGUAAAAAAACACCUCUGACAUAGUGUUUCAUAGUUUAAAUCCUUACAUUAUUUUAUUCAUUAGAUUUAGAUACAGUUUAUUUAUAACUCUUUAAAAAAGCUAUUGCCAACAUACAUACGUAUAUGAGAGAAAUAUACAGUAUGUGCAGCACAGUAUUGACCAACCUAAACUAACCUCUUCAUGAGGAAUUGUGAACACUCCAGUUUAUUAUUUUGUGUCUACCUCAGCAAAGACGUAUCUGCACAGAAACAGUCAUUUCAAAUCAUUCUUUACUUGCUCUGUAUGAAGGUACAGGGGUAAGAAAAACACUCCAUUAUCUUUAAUGCACAAAAUUUUAAAACUUUACUUGAGCUCAUUGCAUGAAGAUUUUAUUUAGACUUGUGAAGUGGCAUAUACUAAUUCAUUCAAAGGUCCAGUGUGUAGGACGUAGGGUAGGAAGGGUAUUAAUAAUCAUGUUUUCAUUACUGAACACUUCCUGAAACUAAGAAUCGUUGUUUUCGUUGCUUUAGAAUGAGCCGUUUGAUUUGAAGUUCUUUAUUGUCAGUCGACACAAUCAGGCAUUUGGCGGUAGAAACGUACCUCUUCGUGUUUCCCUCUUUUAUAUACACAUGCAUUAAACAUGUUCAUAUCCACACAGAUGUUGUUCUACAGUAACCCAGAAAGGACAAACCAAACACAGUUUUUAGAUUUGUGGGUUUUUUGUUGGGUUUUUGGCAUUGGCCACCAUGGUUUUUCCACACGCUUUUGGGAAAAGUUUCAGUUGGUUGCCAUCUGCAGCCCUUAUCACUAGAUGCUGCUAAAUCCUACACCAGCAACAUUAAGUGGCGGCCUGCGGGUCACAUCUGAGGAGGAAAAGAAAUGCGUUACAGUAUUUAGGAUAACAAGUAUUUUUUCCUCCUAUAUUGAAGCAGCUCGUAUCAACAAUAAUUUUAAUAUUUUGGGCAACUGACAAAAACAAGUAGGCCUAAUGAUAAUAAUAUUGAGAAUACAUUUUUGGAUGAUCCUGAUCGAUGGAGCAGAGCAGACUGACAGAGCUCCUCACAGCGCCAAAGUGCCUGAAUGUACAAAAAGAGUCAGCAAGUGAAAAGAGACUUUCAGUUUUAUUCAAACUUUGGAUGGAAUUAUUAAUAGAAAGGAGGAUGCACUGCUCCGUGUCUGCGCUGUGCACUCAUCAUUAUUGUUAUUAUUAUUAUUAACAGGAGCACAUUCCCUGUUAUGGGGGCCUGGGGCCCCGGGCAAACAUACCUGCUUUAUUUCACCUUUUCUCUUACGGGAAUGUUGGCAGGCUUCAUUCUUAAGUAAAACCACUAAUAGCACACAGUGAAAGUUAAAGUCCUGACAUCAGGACAGGUAUUAUUAGCACAAUGUAUUUAAAUUUACUUAAAGUUUGUUCCAGAUGGAGCUUUUAAUUCUUAUAUAACGCUGAAUGGUUUGUUAAUAAUAAUGCAUUGUAUUUUAAUUGUUAUAAUUUGUGAGUGAAAAUGCAGCAUAACCAGUAACAUUUAUCUGUCAGGGACAGUGUUUGCCUCUGAAGUACAAGUAUGUAGUUGCUUUAUUUUUUGUUUUAUUUUUAAAGGGAGCUUUAGGGGCCUUUUGUAAAAUAUUCCGGGGUAAAAUCAAGCUAGAACAGUAACAUAAUUCAGUAUUUUUAAUAUCUAAACAUCAUAAUGGAUCUUUUUCUGUUUGGGCCUUGUAGGUGAGGGCCUUAAUAAUGAAGUCCACCGCUGAUCAUUAAUAUUGUUUUUUAAUUUUCCUCAUACAGGAUCCACCCAGUUGUACAGUUCUUGGUGUAUUCUUGUUUUUCAUAACACCCUCAGUUUGACUGGUGCGGAUGGUGUAGAACAGCAGGUGUCCAUGUAUGGAUGUAUGUAAUUCGACAGUCCGGCCCCACAGUGUUGGCUUAGAAACAUCCCGGCCCUCGGACAAAUCUAGUUCAUGACCUCUGUCCUACACACUAGACUUUUAAGUUUCUAAAACAUGUUGUGAUGACUUUUGUUCUUAAUUAUGGAAUCAUUGUCAGUUUAAUUUAAUAACUUUUGAUAACAGUUUUACUUUGCAAACAGCUCUGACUGAAGUCGUACAGGUUUCAUCAGUCUCAGUAGAAACAAACGCGGCCAGCAGGUGUUCGAAACUUGAGCCGAACCUUUUUGUCAUCAUACUGACUGUUUAUGUAUUCUCGUGUUAUAUUCCACUCCUGCUGCGAUUAAGUUUCCACUCAUAUGGGACCCAGAGUUUGCCUUUUAAAUCACUACAUUUUGCCUUUUUUUGUUUGUUUGUUGAGGGGGCAAGUUGUGUAACCUUUUAUAGUUGUAUACAAGUCGAUGAGAAGAUAUCAACUGCCACAUCAAAUGUGCCAUUUGCGCACUGCAUUCCAUAUGCAGGGUUUUUCCAGUAAUAAGUUGUUAGCAGUUCAGAAAUCUCAGUCAUAUUCCUUUAAUGUAAAUUAAAAAAUGUAGGUAUUUUAAAAUGCUAACUGUGAGAUGACACUAAAAUGUUUGUAUAAAU